UUAUACCGAGAUUGGUCCCAUUGUCACGGGCAGACAAUCGCCGUAGACCGCUGCUUCUUCUCCAGUCGCCGUCAUGUCACCGCUGGUAGUCUACGUCGUCGCCAUCACUGCUGCCUGCUUAGUAGCUCAGCCCGCCGCCGGGGGCACGGUUGACUGCAACGAUUCACACGGGCAGCUGAGGCAGCCGCCGCCAACGAAAGACCUGCUCAAGUGGAAGCCCUGGUGCCCCUCUGGUUGUCCACAAGGAGGGUGCGUUCGCUACAACACGUGCAACUGCGGCCGCGGUUACAAGGACGAGAGGACGGACUUUGAGGUGAGGUCCAAGGCCCCCAUCCGCUGCAGGCCGGUGUGCACCAACGGCUGCAUCAACGCGGACUGCGUGGCUCCGGAGACGUGUCGCUGCUGGCCGGGGUAUGGCAUGAUGACGGGCAUCAGCAACAAGUGCUUCUGGGGUGUGAUGGGCGGCGGGGACUGAACAGGGAAUGUGAAC
Schistocerca piceifrons (Central American locust) is the source of this 490-nucleotide messenger RNA. Its product is annotated as epidermal growth factor-like protein 6. The record is from RefSeq and is a predicted model, not a curated record. NCBI's taxonomy places the organism in Eukaryota, Metazoa, Arthropoda, Insecta, Orthoptera, Acrididae. The transcript has 3 exons. The coding region runs from base 74 to 475 and encodes 133 amino acids.